AUGCGGCGUGCAGUGGGAGAGGACGACAUGGACGGCUAUGAGACUGACCACCAGGAUUACUGCGAGGUCUGUCAGCAAGGGGGGGAGAUUAUCCUGUGCGAUACCUGCCCCCGGGCCUACCACAUGGUCUGCCUGGACCCAGAGAUGGAGAAAGCGCCGGAGGGCAAGUGGAGCUGCCCUCACUGCGAAAAGGAGGGUAUCCAGUGGGAAGCCAAGGAGGAGAACUCGGAGGGCGAGCUGGGUGAGGGGGAGUUGGACGAGGGGGUACUGGGUGAGCCUGAGGAAGAGGAGGACGACCACAUGGAGUUCUGCCGGGUGUGCAAGGACGGAGGGGAGCUGCUGUGUUGUGACUCCUGCCCGAGCUCUUACCACAUCCACUGCCUCAACCCACCGCUGCCAGAAAUUCCCAACGGGGAGUGGCUCUGCCCCCGCUGCCUG
This is a messenger RNA of Chiloscyllium plagiosum (whitespotted bambooshark), 438 nucleotides long. Lineage: Eukaryota; Metazoa; Chordata; Chondrichthyes; Orectolobiformes; Hemiscylliidae. The record is from RefSeq and is a predicted model, not a curated record.